CCAACACAACCACCGUCUAAGGCAACCAUUACCACCUCUGCCUGCGCCUGAAACUGCCGUUAUCUCCUUCGCCAUGGGUGCCACCGAGCAUGCGGUGGAUAGAGAAAAUCAGGAGAGAGAAGAGUUAGAGAAUAUUGAAAAGAAAGAAGGAGAAGAGGAGGAGGAGGAGGAGGAGGAGCGAGAAGAAGAAGGAGAUGUGGAGAAAGGAAAAGUUGGUGGUUUUGUGGAAGAGAAGGUCAUAGAGGAAAAAGAUAAAGAAAGAGACCAUUUUCAUGCAUCGAUGUUGCAGAGACUGAACCCGACGAAUCCUUUGAGGAUUGCCAUCAAUGGCGGCACAAGGGUCACCACUCCUUUUCACCAUCCUCCUCCCCCUCCCCAGCAUUCACAGCCUCGUUCUACACCUGCACCAACUCCACAGCAAUCACUGGCAACAUUGAAUUCAAGAAAAUAUACCAACAAAAUAUCUCUGUUUCUAUUCAUGGUGCAUAUGGUUGUGGCUGUUGGGCUAGUAUGUUUUCUCAUAUUCAAGGGGAUUCAGGGGCUAAUAGGAGUGUUAGAGUCUGUAAAGGAGAAGGAGAAAAGGGUUAUAAGAUUUUUGUUGCCACAAGUUGAAGCUGCAUCUCUUUUGAGCAUUUCUCUUGCAUUUAUCUGGCAGAAGGCAGUGAGACAAUGGCCUCAUUUCAUGGUUCAUUUCAUACUUUGGAGCACUUUCAUAAUGUCUUUGUCAGCUGGAAUUCUCCUGAUUUGCUUCCAAAAGCCUGCCACAGAUGGUGUUGGAAUUUGCUUCAUUGCCUUUGCAAUUGGUAAUGGCUUGUAUGCUUGUUGGGUCAGCCCAAGAAUUGGGUUUUGUGCCAAGGUUUUUAUCAAAUCAAUGGAACCUGCUUCCAAGUUUCCAGAUUUAAACCACCCCACUUAUAUGAUGCUUGGGGCUGGAUUCAUUUGGAUGUCUAUGUGGAUUUUGGCUGUGGUUGGAGCCUUAAAUUUCUACUUUCCACCAUUGAUCAUAAUUGCAUUGGUCUUGAGCCUGGCUUGGACAGCUGAAGUCAUGAGAAAUGUUGCUAAUAUGACAGUUAGUAGAGUAAUUUCUUUGUAUUAUCUCAGAGGAAUGCAGUGCAAUACUAAGUUUUGCUUCCAGAGAGCCUUGACCAGAAACCUUGGAAGCGCCUGUCUUGGAUCCUUAUUUGUACCAACAAUCGAAGCCAUGAGAAUUGUAGCCCGGGGUUUGAAUUUGCUUGAAGGAGAAGAUGAAUUCAUGUUUUCUUGUGCACACUGCUGCCUCAGAGUCAUGGAGUCCAUCUUCAGAUAUGGAAAUGGCUGGGCAUUUGUACAGAUAGCUGCCUAUGGAAAAGGUUUUGUUAGGGCAUCACAGGACACUUGGGCCCUAUUUGAGAGAGAAGAAAUGGAACCCAUUGUUGAUUCAGACAUAACAAGCUCAAUCUGCUUCCUCACCGGAGUUUGCAGUGGCUCCGUGUGUGUCAUCAUGGCUGCUGCCUGGACAGCUAAAGUGUACCAACCCUUCACCACCACCAUCUCUCUCCUUACUUUCAUCAUUGGAUACCUCAUGACAAGGAUUGCCAUGGCAUUGCCUCAUGCUUGCGUGAGUUGUUACUACGUCUGCUACGCAGAGAACCCGGAGAACAGACUGUUUGACAGAACAAUAAAGGACCGUCUCAGCCUGAUAAAAUCCGGCCGUGACAUCCUUGUCCCUACACCUCGGGUUCCCGUUCCCCGGAGGUUCUCAGCGACAUAGAAUGUAAGUGAAGGUUAGAAUUUCACUUUUCCAGCAGGCAUAGGGAAUUACUCUAGGGCCAUAUAUUCUUCAGAUACGUACCCGCAUAAUUGGUCAUUUUCACUGGGGACAGAGGACUCAAUCGGCAUCAAGGUAAAAAUUAUAUACCAUUAGUGCAUACGAAAUCUCAAUCAUUAUUGUGUGGUUUUUUGAUUGUGGAAGGAAUGUGGAGAGCCAAAUGAGGCACCAUUUUCACAAGGCUACAAAUAACAAAAGUAGCUUUUGAAGUCCUCUGUUUUGUACCAUAGUUAACAAUUUGCAUAUACUUUUGGGAUAUUCCAUAUUGUAAAGGACACCUAUUUCUUUAUAACUUUAAUCCUUGAACCCACCAAUCAUUGUAUAAAAUUAUUGUACCUCU
This is a messenger RNA of Rubroshorea leprosula, 2147 nucleotides long. Lineage: Eukaryota; Viridiplantae; Streptophyta; Magnoliopsida; Malvales; Dipterocarpaceae. The record is from the annotation of a GenBank genome assembly.